AUGACAUCAAGGUUACCUCUGAUCAGUUUGGCGUUGUUCGCCGCGUUCCUCGGAUCUCAGGCCGAAGUUGAUCUGGAUUUGAGUCUCCGGGACAGCACACCCAUUUGUGUCGGAAAGAUUUGCGACAGCUCUUCGGCGUUCCAUUAUUACACUUGCUGUGGAACUGUAAGUUACGAAGAAAAAAUUUAAUUUUUUUAAAGUCGACGCUUCGAUACCCGUAUUUUGCAAUUUGUUGAGAACUUUCAUUAUUUACAAAUUCCGAAAAAUUUUAUUGCUUGUGAACCCAACUUAAAUUUUUUUAUCAGACCUCAACUACAACCCCAAAUUUUGGAAUACAAUUUUUAGAAAUUGAAAAUUAUAUCAUAAUGAAAAUUUUAUUCGAAUCGUCCUUCAAAAAUAUCUUUUUGCGGCAAAAUUCGCAUAUGACGUCAUUGUGCAUAUCCUUUCCCAAAAAAAUCUCAUUUUUAUUCCUCCAGAUCGCCAACGAAUGUUGCUUCCGACUCCAAAGCUGGGUUAUCAUCACUCUGAUCGUUUGUGGAAUCCUCUUCGUGGCCAGUCUUGUCAUCGGGCUCGUCAAAUGUAUCUGCUGCUGCGAUCGCUGA
This is a messenger RNA of Bursaphelenchus xylophilus (pine wood nematode), 602 nucleotides long. The record is from the annotation of a GenBank genome assembly. Lineage: Eukaryota; Metazoa; Nematoda; Chromadorea; Rhabditida; Aphelenchoididae.